AUGUCGAACGUGCAGAAGCCAAACUCAACGGUCUCGCCUAUGAUGACGCCCCAGACCAUGGCUACAAACGGAAUGCACGACCCGGUGUCUCCGCUCAGCACCUACGAUGACAGCGAAGUCUACUUGGUCGGUAGAGAUGGCAUCUUUAAUGGCUGCAAUUCACAGAUCGAAGCCGACAAGGAAACCACUAUGGUAGUGGUUGGUAGCGAGACAGAUCAGACCACACAGAAGUUGCCUACUCAAGACCCGGGGUUGCCGCUCUGCACCUACGACGACAUGGCGGCUAAAGAUGGCGUCCUUGAUGGCGGCAAUUCUCCGGCUGAGGCCGCCGAGGACACCACUGUGGCCGAGGUUGCCAAUUCGGAUACCGGGUCCCAGAAGCUGCCCACUCAAGGUGAUCUUCCUCUCCCUGAUGAACAGGCUGCGUGUUGUGCUACGGACUCUCUUGAUUCCCCCGGCUUCGAAGAUGGCAAUGGACAAGAUGGCGAAUCUUUCGCCAGGCCGGUCAUCCACGAAGCUGCGCAAGGUCCGAAUGAUCCCGCUGCGCAGAGCGAGAAUAUCACCGAGCAGAACCAUAAGCCCGCCAAUGAUCAUCUGGGCUACGCCGAUUACCGUGCUGAGGAAGCUGUUUCAGACUCUGGCUCUCGCAUCCCGCCCAAAUUAGACCCUGCCAGCUCUUCGGUCAAGGGUACACAGUCCACCAAGAGACUAACAAAGGCAACUAUUGAUCCCGACGAUCUUCCGAGCAAAGACGAUGAAUUGAGCGAAGCGCAGAUUGCGAGCCUCUGCUACCAGCCUCCAAGAGUCCGUCAGGCUUACACCAGAUACUUUGCGAACGCUGGGACUAUCCGCGCUGCAUACGCUAAUAUCCUGAUGGAGCGGCUUCCUAACGGUGAACUGCGUUUUCCUGAGGACGUUCUCAGAUCCUGUCUACCAAAGUGGAAAGGCUGGAAAGACCGUUUGGGGUCAUCUCAACCCGGAGACUCGGCGCAAACAGGUUCGGGUCCCAAUCGCAAGCGAAAAGGGGCAGCAACCCCCGCCAAACGCUUUGCUGAUGAGGAUAUUGAGCCUCCGAAGAAGACCAAAAAGCCAAAUGUGUCAAAGAACGAGAAGAGCAAAGAGCCGCCUCCUGAUCUGGACAGCAAUUAUCUUAAUCUACGUUCCUCGCUGGAACCUCGUCAUCAGAGUCUGCGUUUCGUUUCUGUGAUUACUCCUGGUACGGCGCUCUCUAGGGGACUCCCACCUAGCGCCAUUUCAUCUAAGCCUCCAACGGCCCCCCAGGCAGGCUCUUCCGAGUCUUUUCCCAGCGAAGCAUCGAAGACCCCCUACUCACAACAGCCUAAGGUACAGAAUCAGCCCAGCCAAAUCGCUGCGUCAAACAUCAACCCUUCGGCUGUCCCUAACUUGGACGAACCGCGCGUUCACAACCAUGGCAACUGUCAGCUACUGGAUCCAAAUCAUCUGUCUCAAUUUGCCCAGUACCUCACAGGUCAAAUCCAGCAACUGGACCUUGCCAUCGUCAGCAUUGCGCACGGAGCACAUGACCAAGGCCGUCGUUAUGCCUUACGGCGUCUACGCGAUGUCUUGAUUGACUUACGUGACCUGUGCGUGGACAUGGAGAUCGAGCUGCGAAGUCGUACGGUCACAAAGAGUCGAGACAACAUGGACGACCUUUGA
Molecule: messenger RNA, 1677 nt
Organism: Penicillium subrubescens
Lineage: Eukaryota; Fungi; Ascomycota; Eurotiomycetes; Eurotiales; Aspergillaceae
Exons: 1
Coding region: 1-1677 (558 amino acids)
Source: RefSeq, a predicted model, not a curated record